UUGAAAUAUGCGAAAGAAGCAAGGCGAUGAGCGGUACCGCCCCCACACGCUCUCCACAGUCCUCACUCGGAAAAGAGACAGAAAGAGAGGGCGAAUGUGCAGCAGGAAGCAGCCAGCAGUGAGCACCCAACGGGGUUUCCUUAUAUGUGUAAAUGUUACUGUUUAUUGUCGAUGGUAUCGGCAAGGAUGGGGCUGUGUCUACUGUCUAGUCUGUCUGUGUCUAGCUUUACGAUUACCUUACCUACUAGCUAUUAGGUAAUAAGAUAGAUUUUCAUAUUUUUACAUAUAAACAACUUCAAAUAUCAGGAUCCGUAUCUCCUGCAAUUCGGAUAGUGAUAGAAACUUAGAAAGAGGGGUUGUAUGCAAUUCUGCAUUCAAUUUCGGACAGUCAAGAAAGGAGUUGUAUGCAAUUCGGACGGUCCCAAGUCUACUUGCCUCAAGCAGCCGGAGGUGGCCCCUUAUCUGUGGGCCAGGGAAUUGUAGGGAUCCUUAUUCCAAAUGUCUUGGUGAUUUGACGAUCAGUUAAACCGACCUCACUCUCACUCGAUGCUUCCGCACUAAGCACUAAGCAGCAACAUCUGCGUACAUUAUACACUGUUGUUUGAAUUCCGGUUUCGAUUUCAAAUUCGGAAUCCAAAGACGAGUCGGAAAUGCGACAAAACAUUUUUUUAUCUUAAAAAAAAUGGCUUUAGUUCUCAUAGCUCACAUGACAUUAGCACACAGCAUCGAGCUUAGCUUCAGCCAACGUACGUCUCUUCUCCAGCCUUUUGUGGUUUCUUUGUUGGCCAGAGUAGCAACUUCCCUCCACCACAAUCCAAAUGCUCUUUCUUGCUUCGGUCUUUUGUUCACAAAAGGACCAACAUUUGGGUCAUGUAUCUUGUUUCUAACAAGAAAGCGAGCUAGAAACAAGUGGCUUCUUUGAGCAGCCCUAACUCUUUUUCAUUGCAUGCCCGCUUCCGUAGAAGGACAUGAUCAUCAAAUAGUAGCAUGGUCAAGGCUCAUUUCUCACUCAUCUCAAUUUCAUUCCUAGCACUCUGAGAAACUAUUUGAGUGGUAUAGAAUUGCAGUUUUGAAAGAAUCGUCACAAUGGGGCUUCUAGAUCUAUUUUUUGUUGCAUCUAACCCAAUUCUGAAAGUGCUACUGUUGACUGCACUUGGCUCUUUUCUUGCAUUGGAUCGUAUAGACAUCUUGGGGGAGAACACAAGGAAGCAGUUGAAUACUGUUGUAUUUUUUGUGUUCAAUCCGGCACUUGUGAGUAGCAACCUGGCUAAAACAGUUACUUUUAAAAGCGUUGUUUUGUUGUGGUUCAUGCCAUUCAAUGUUCUCGGUACAUUCUUAAUUGGCUCUGCACUAGGAUGGAUACUCAUGAAAAUCACAAGACCUCCCCAACAUCUGAAGGGCCUCAUCUUGGGUUGCUGUGCAGCAGGAAAUAUGGGAAAUUUGCCUAUAAUUAUCAUCCCAGCAGUAUGUAGAGAGAAAGGCAGUCCAUUUGGAGAUCCUGAUGUCUGCCAUGUAUAUGGAAUGGCUUAUGCUUCACUUUCUAUGGCGAUUGGAGCCAUUUAUUUGUGGUCUUACGUUUACAACAUUGUGCGGAUUUUCUCAAGUAAGGUCAACGAAAAAGUCAACAUAGAUGAAUUUGCAAGCAAUAUGAAGUCUGGGGGAGCAUCGGAAUUACCCCAGGAGAGUUGCUCAGAAGCACUUCUUCCUUCAGAAAACUAUUCCGUAUCUAUGGACUGUGCAAAUAAAUCAAUGACUCCUGAGGAAAAAGUGAAAGUUCCAAUCUCAUAUGCGAUUAAGUACUAUUUAAGGGUGAUUUCAAGAAAGAUCAAUCUAAGGGCCUUGUUUGCACCUUCAACUACUGGAGCGAUUGUCGGGUUUAUCAUUGGUGUGGUUCCCCAGAUCCGAAAGUUCAUAAUUGGUACCGAUGCUCCUCUACGUGCGGUUCUGGACUCUGCUUCUUUUCUGGGUGAAGCAGCCAUCCCAACUCUCACUCUGAUAUUAGGAGGAAACCUUCUUAAAGGCUUGAAAGGGUUAGGUAUUCUGCAGCCACUCAUCAUUGGCAUCAUAGCAGUUCGGUAUAUUGUCCUGCCUCUCUUGGGCAUUGUCAUUGUUAAAAGUGCACUACGCUUUGGUUUCAUUCACUCAGAUCCACUGUAUCAGUUUGUUCUUCUACUUCAGUAUGCACUUCCACCAGCAAUGAACAUAGGCACAAUCACCCAAUUGUUUGGAGCUGGCAAGAGUGAAUGUUCUGUUAUCAUGCUAUGGACAUACGCUUUGGCUUCAGUUUCACUAACGCUUUGGUCAGCCUUCUUCAUGUGGCUAGUUGCUUGAUCUCUAUCUCUUUAUGCAUGUUGAGACAUGCAGCAGUACAAUGUUGUACAUGCCUUAAGGAAUCAGGCUAGGAAUUUUAGUCACAGUUCUAUCUUCCUAAAUUAUGUUGUUCAAUCCAUAAUCAUUCUUUUUCAAGCUCUUUUAAUUAAGUAUCAAUUUCACUACUUUCGUUGUAUUUUAUGUGAGUUUCAAUUAAUUAAAAAAACGAAAGAAAAAUCAGUUUAUA
Molecule: messenger RNA, 2557 nt
Organism: Corylus avellana
Lineage: Eukaryota; Viridiplantae; Streptophyta; Magnoliopsida; Fagales; Betulaceae
Product: protein PIN-LIKES 3
Biological process (GO): endoplasmic reticulum to cytosol auxin transport
Cellular component (GO): membrane
Source: RefSeq, a predicted model, not a curated record